This is a messenger RNA of Radiomyces spectabilis, 731 nucleotides long. Its product is annotated as hit family protein 1. NCBI's taxonomy places the organism in Eukaryota, Fungi, Mucoromycota, Mucoromycetes, Mucorales, Radiomycetaceae. The coding region runs from base 71 to 595 and encodes 174 amino acids. The record is from RefSeq and is a predicted model, not a curated record. Gene Ontology annotation, molecular function: catalytic activity. The transcript is spliced from 7 exons. Gene Ontology annotation, biological process: nucleotide metabolic process.
CUACUCCUUCAUUGUCACACAUUUUUGAGACCAGCUCCAAACAAAAAAAAAACCCGCUCUUUUUUUUUGGAUGCGUGCAUUUAUUUCAGGAAAACCCAGAAUGACACGGCUAUUUCUCACUCUUGCAACGCGUAAUUUAUUUGUAAACCCAUCUUACAUUAAACGCACCAUGUCGACUACAACUAAGCAUAUGGAUGACGAUUGCAUCUUCUGCAAGAUUGUACGUGGCAAAGUUCCUUCCAAGAAAGUCGCAGAAACUGAUAAAAGUUUUGCGUUCAUGGAUAUUGAACCUCUGAGCUCUGGCCACGUGCUCAUUAUUCCUAAAUACCAUGCCAAGUAUAUGCAUGAGUUGCCAGAUGAAUACUUGUCAGAUGUCAUGCCUAUUGCAAAGCGUAUCGCUAUUGCUGCAGACUUGGACCAAUACAAUGUUCUUCAGAACAAUGGUAAACUGGCUAAUCAGGCUGUACCACACGUUCAUUUCCACGUCAUUCCCAAGCCCAACGAAGAAACCGGCUUGGGUAUCCGAUGGAAGCCCAUGGAGACGACCCCUGACGAUAUUACAGCUGUUUACGAAAGAAUCCUAAAGAAGCUGUGAGGCGUGCGGUUAUUGGAUCUGAGAUCUGAUUGAACCGUCGUCAGAUUCUCAUCAUUGUCUUUAAAUUUCGAACCCAACUGAAAGAAAAUUGAUUCGAGACAAUAAAAAAAAAUUCGAUGCGUGCUUCCUCGCAAUA